AUGACGACUGCGCCACAACCACCCGCAACACAAGUACCCUCACCACCACACUCGCAAUCUGGACAUGUGGCAGAUCCCAAGGCCUCAAUGGACGUGGCAGAAAACACGACACCUCCGUUCUCGCCAUCGAGCCAAACGCCUGUUUUGGGCAUGGAGCAGGAGGAAUUCGAGGGCACACUCGACGUGAAUAAUGACAUACCAACGGAGAAGGAGCUGAGUGCAGUAGCGGACAUGCUGGUACUGGAUGCGCAGGGCCAGAGCAGGCCGUUCAAGGAACUCUAUCAAGCGCCUCAUGUCGCUUCGAGGCAGCUCAUCAUCUUCAUUCGACAUUUCUUCUGCGGCAACUGCCAGGAAUACCUGCGCACGCUCGCCUCAUCGAUAACGCCCGACGACCUGCUCGGCCUGCCUACACCGACAUUCAUCACGGUUAUUGGAUGCGGGCGACCUGAGCUGAUACCCAUGUAUACCGAGACGACGGGGUGUCCUUUCCCCAUCUACGCGGAUCCAACGCGCAAGCUCUACGACCACCUAGGCAUGACGCGCACCCUGAACCUAGGUGCCAAGCCUCAAUACAUGCAGACCAACGUUCUCAUCAACUCGGUGCAGUCUAUAUUCCAAGGCCUCAGCACGGGCAGGAAGGCGCUCAAGGGCGGCGACUUCAAGCAGGUUGGCGGCGAGUUUUUGUUUGAGAAUGGCGAAUGCACAUGGGCACACAGGAUGAAGACAACGCGGGGCCACGCCGAAGUGUCUGAGAUCCGCGGCUUGAUAGGCUUGGAUUCGACAAGACCACCAGUCAGGAGAAGGUGGAGUCACGAAGUCAAGGGACCGGAGAAGAGCAGGAGGAGGACGGUGAGCUGGGGAAGGCUACGAAGCAAGAGUAAAGGUGGCAAGGACGUGUCGGUGACGAGUAGCAAACAAACGACACCAGACAGGAUACUAGAGGAAGAGAGUGAGGCCCUGGCAGGUAGUGCAAAAGCAUGA
Bipolaris victoriae FI3 is the source of this 981-nucleotide messenger RNA. RefSeq lists its product as hypothetical. Bases 1 to 981 code for a protein of 326 amino acids. The transcript has 2 exons. The record is from RefSeq and is a predicted model, not a curated record. Lineage: Eukaryota; Fungi; Ascomycota; Dothideomycetes; Pleosporales; Pleosporaceae.